AUGGAAAGUGUCAAAGUGGCGAAUAUCGCUGAUACUCACAUCGCCUUAAAAGGCCUACUGUUAAAAAGUCACGGGCAGCGAAAUAAAGCAGAACUGGCACCGAGAGGCGCUUUAUAUGAAGAGUUUCGAGCAGUUGCAGCUAUCAUCGACAGCUUCCACCCUCCUGACCUCUUCCAAGAGCGCAGUGAAUUUUGUAUGAAAUGUGCAAUAAAUGUUUCGUGUUGCGUGGGCCGGUUGGGUAUGGGAGAUAGAAACUCUCUGAGCUACCAAAGGCGAUAG
Molecule: messenger RNA, 279 nt
Organism: Plasmopara halstedii
Lineage: Eukaryota; Oomycota; Peronosporomycetes; Peronosporales; Peronosporaceae
Exons: 2
Coding region: 1-279 (92 amino acids)
Source: RefSeq, a predicted model, not a curated record